Scatophagus argus is the source of this 4477-nucleotide messenger RNA. RefSeq names its product inositol-trisphosphate 3-kinase Cb (gene itpkcb). Gene Ontology annotation, biological process: inositol phosphate biosynthetic process. Bases 505 to 2577 code for a protein of 690 amino acids. The transcript has 8 exons. NCBI's taxonomy places the organism in Eukaryota, Metazoa, Chordata, Actinopteri, Scatophagidae. The record is from RefSeq and is a predicted model, not a curated record. Gene Ontology annotation, molecular function: inositol-1,4,5-trisphosphate 3-kinase activity; inositol tetrakisphosphate kinase activity. Gene Ontology annotation, cellular component: nucleus; cytoplasm.
AACAGUAACAGAGCUCCUUAAAUCUGGGUUUAGCUAACUCGAGUCACUUUAACAGCUUGCUAAGUUAGCUUUGCCGACGCAUAUGUCACUGUAACAAGACCUGCUUCUGUUUUGACAAGGGUUUCCUCUUUUACUUCAACCAUAUGCUGAUACUAAACUACACCCAACAGCUCUGCACUCACUGGUAGCCAAACAGAUAAGCCGCAGGCACAUCCCCUUCACAUCCUGCUGUAAGUUAUAAACCUCCACAUCACUGUCACCCUGUAACAGCUGCUUCACACACACACACACCAGAGGAGUAACGCAGGAUCUGACUGAUUCCGGUACGGAAAAAGAUUGCACGGAGCAAUUUAAGAUUUCCCAGGCUUUAUGAAUGGAUUGUGUGAUUAAUGGCUGACUGUACAUGGUAGGAGUCACUGUCUACGUGUUUUGAACUACUCAAAAAUUAACCACUGAGGGUGUGUCAGGGUCACUGUUGGGCCUGCUACUACUACGGAAUGCGGGAUGGGCCAAAGUCGCUCGGAUCUGUCGCACACCACCGCCGCCUCAGGCAGAGGGAAAUGGAAAGGCGAGACAGCCCAGCGGCUCCGUAUCCGCACAUUUAGCGUCGGUGAGAAGCGACGGGGUGACCAAUUAAACAGGAAUCCGAUGAGAAAUAAAGUGCUGUCGUGUUUGGGAAGGAGAAAGCGAGACUCGAGUGAAACAGAAGCGGAUUUAGGUUGCGGAAACCGAGCCGGAGAUCCAGCAACGCGCCGCGAUCACAGAGUGGGAAAGUUGCCGAGGGACGAGGUUGAGACGGCGGUUGGGGAACAUCGAGCAUCCCCGGGUUGUUUUGGGAAACCAUCAGGCCUAGAAGAUAGUAGAAAUGUUCUUCAGCACGCAGUGAACCCAGAGACAACGACUGGACCGUCAGAUGCGUCAGGUUUGGAAACGCGGACCGGUGAAGUCAGCGUUGAGGGCUGCGAGCAGCCGAAACCCGAGCAAGAGGACAAUGCCUCGGACCCCCCGACGAGGGCCAUGGAAGAUCAGCCACUGGGGGGAAACAACCAGGAUCACGUUGUGUCCCAGGUCAGAGAAUUAACGGGGGCUAAUUUGAGUUCAGCCCCGCGGUUCACCUCUGACCCGGACCGUGAGCGGACUUUGUCUGGCUCGCUCACGGACCCACCUCUGGAUAGUGGACUGUCGAUACCGGACGAUAACGUUGAAGCUGCAAUGACAAAAAGCGACUGUACUGUUUCCUGUACGCCCAAAGCGGCCGGUGACCAAAAUAACUGUUGUCUGGUUAAAACGGAGACCCGAAAGGACUCCGAUCAGGCCCCCCGUGGUCCCACGGGAGGCCAAAGUUACCCAGGAACUAUACCGAAACUCAUCAUAACUAGAGACCCCAGUCCGACCCGCUCACAGGGGACGUCGGCCUCGUUGAGCCCCCAAACGGAGCUCAGCACCGGCUCCUGUCUGGACCCUCACCCAGAAGACGAGUCUCCCUGUUCGGACAGCGGCUGUGGAGGGUCCCCUGCACUGAUGCGCUCGCCGAGGAAGCUGUCCAACUCAUCCUCCAUCGGCCUGUCCUCCGCCUCGUCCUUCGAGGAGUCCGAGGACGACUUCACAGGGAGCGACAUCGAGUCCAGUCUGUCUCCGGCCCGGUCUCUGUGUAGCCCGGACGAUGGGACAGGGAAUAAGUCUUGGCAGAAAUUGAAGACCAUGGUUCACUGGUCCCCCUUCGUCGUGUCCUUUAAGAAGCGUUACCCGUGGGUGCAGCUAGCUGGCCAUGCAGGUAACUUCCAGGCCGGGGAGUACGGACGCUUGUUGAAGCGAUACUGUGAGUGUGAGCAGCAGUGUCUACAGAAGCUGAUGAAGGACACUCUGCGCCCCUACGUGCCUGGUUAUUAUGGUGUCGUACAGAGAGACGAGCAGGACUAUAACCUGAUGGACGACUUGCUGGCCGACUUCGAUUCGCCCUCCAUCAUGGACUGUAAGAUGGGCAGCAGGACGUACUUAGAAGAGGAGCUGAUAAAAGCCAGAGAGCGUCCACGUCUGCGGAAGGACAUGUAUGAGAAGAUGGUUGCAGUGGACCCCGGGGCCCCCACCGAGGAGGAGAGGGCCCAGCAGGGAGUCCUCAAACCCAGAUACAUGCAGUGGAGGGAGACGCUCAGUUCCACAGCCACCCUGGGCUUCCGCAUUGAAGGCAUUAAGAAAGCUGAUGGAACUUGUAACACCAACUUUAAAAAGACGAAGCACUCGGAGCAGGUGAUGCAGGCCCUGGAGGACUUUGUUGGUGGCAACACUCAGAUUUUGAAACUCUACCUGCAGCGACUAGAGGAGCUUCGAUCUGUCCUCGAGCAGUCAGAUUUCUUUAGGACACACGAGGUUGUGGGCAGCUCACUGCUCUUUGUGCACGACGCCUCGGGGAAGGCCAGAGUGUGGAUGAUCGACUUUGGGAAGACGGUCCCCGUGCCGGCCCCUCGCACCCUGGACCACAGGACUCCCUGGGUGGAGGGCAACCGGGAGGACGGCUACCUGUGGGGACUGGACAACCUCAUAGACAUCUUCAGCAGUAUGCUCCCGCAGACACCUUGAGAGGGAGACUCAGAGGACUGUAGUAAAACAUUGGUCCACGCAGGAUGGUGGGAGAGAGACUGAGACUGACCGAGGGACGAUCAGAAGUGAGCCACCAAUUUGACUUUCAUUAUGACCCAUGCCACGAUCCAAGUGUCUUUUAUCCAAAUGUACCAGUGUAAGAAGAAAAUGAAGACAACUGCAGGAAAUCUGUUGCAAAGAGGAAUAUGCCAAAGGCGGACAUCAUUCAUCAUGCUUCAUUUGUGUAACCUGGACACGCAUGACGUGCGAUGAGUUGAUGCAAAAGGCAGAAAAAGAAAGAGGGAGAAUUUAAUGUAUGAUUGUGACUGCUGUCACAUGGACGGUGGCCUGUUUUAUGAAAGCACAGUCCUCUGAAUUCACUGACAGUCUCUUUGUCCUGCAAAAGACGCCUAACUUCACUCAUCUCCUCUCAGCGCCUCCCUCUGUUGGUUGGAGUUGCACAUAGCACCAACUCACAGCCAUGAACUUCUCCUCCAAACAAGGAGCAUUGAGUGAUUGAACUUUUUAUUUUUCUCAUGGACCACUUUUGAUGUUCAAGUAUACAGUAACACUAAAACACUGGUCAGACCACGUGUUAACUAACUCAGUGUGUAUAUACAAGUUUAUUUAAUUUUUUUGUUUGGCCUUGGUAUUACCUUCUUACUUUGUUUGUACAGUUUGUGUGCCUCGCAUUUUUAAAGAAAGAGUUGUUUGAUCAUUCCAGUGCUGUGGACUCCUGCUAUUUUUCUUCCAAAGAGUUUCACCUAAGUGUAAACUGAUUUACUUCUAAUCCCAAAGUUUAACUUCUAGUAGAAAGUGUUUUCUAAAUUUGGAUUUUUUUUGUAUGAUAAUGCAGUGACAUUUUUUGAUUCGUUUAACUGUACAGUGAGCAGCAUGGCAGCCAUGUUUGUCUGGAAUUUGUUGCACUGUGGAUCCUCACCAAGCCAUCGAACAAAUCAAGCGGUGCCUCUUUGUGUCUUAAGAUGGGGAAGCAGCAGUCGAGUACUGGGUUUACAGUUACUUUAACAUGCAUUUUAAUUAGUUGUUCUCACUUCAUUCUCUUUGAUCAGUGUUGCUUCGGAUUUGCGGGGAGCUUUACAUUGAAGCGAAGUAGUGUAAAGGGUGAAAUGAAACUGGAUUUAACUGAUUAAAACUGAUCCAUCUGUUAAGGCUUCACUUUCAAGGUUUCUCUUAAUCUAUCCCCACAUGAUUUUGAAACUGGAAAUUUUGUGUCUUAUGAGUCCAAGUAUGACAAAAAUAAUCAAUAAGAAGAAUACUGCUUUUAAACACACGGCGGUCGGCGUAAACCUCAUUUAGUUUCACUAAAGCGGUUUGUGGUUUGAAUUUUUGUACUGAAGAAUGAGAGUUUACAAAGAAUUGUUAUAUUUAGAUAUUAAGUCAGUGCUUAUAAACUUAUCUGUUGUUCCUUGACUGGAAUGCAGCAGGUCAGUGAACAUAACAGUCAUGAUUCUUCCAGACGUCCUUCAACCGUGUCAAGCAGCACUGUUUGGGUGUGUAUGUGUGUGCGGUUCACUCAAUAGUUUUCACGUAUUUUUACGUGAGUGCUAUAAAUAUCUGACUUCAUGCAAAUGGAAUUCUGGCACUCAGUUUUUCCAUUUACGAUAAGUAGAACCUACUGGGAGCGAGGAAUAAUACAGUGUUUACAAAGUGUUAUAUUUCUUUGCCCAUAAAUCUUCUAUAUUUAUAAAAUGGCGAACUAUCAGGGUUUCUAACUGGGUGCUGCUUUCUAAGUACGAAAACUGGAUUCAUAACCACAUUUCCUAUUUUUACAGGCAGUGUAUUUUAAGGUUGCAGAACACAGACCGAUUGGUGAAAACUGAUUUAUUGAUUAAUUCUCUGCUUUGUCUAGGUCAUGGAUUCUAAUAAACUGGAAAUAAGA